GACAGAUCUAUUGUGGCAAUUUUUCUUCUUAUCUCAAGUUAUCUGUGUCUGUGAGGCCUUCGAUCAUGUUUUAUUUUUAGUUCAAGCGAUUCAUACUAGUCUUUGAAGAUAUAAACAUGUCUUUGAACAAAAUUGGAAGGUCUAAAGAUUGUGAAAGUACCGCAAAACAACGAUGGAAACUUCUUGGAAAGGCUCUUAUAAACAAAGGAUUAAGAAAAAACAUAACCAGUGAGGUGUCUGUACGGAGAUUCAGUUCUUACGGAUUGUUGACAACCAAAAAAAAUAUUUUGCUUUCACCAUUGUCAGAGGACACAGAGAACUAUUCUUGGUUUCAGUAUUCCAGUCCAUCACACAAAGAUUUCUGCAUCACAAUCAGACAUCUCAAACAGCAGUUCUCCCCUGAGGAAUUGAUAGGUUUCAACAAUACUGGGAAUGUCUGUGUUUGGCCUUCUGAGGAAGUCUUGGCCCAUCACUGCCUGACUCACAGAAGCAUAUUCAGAGAGAAAACAGUUUGUGAGCUCGGAGGAGGCAUGACAUGCUUGGCUGGUCUUGCUGUUGCAUGUUCUUCAGAUGCUACAAGGGUCAUUCUUACCGAUGGAAAUGAUUUAUCCUGUAAAAAUAUAGAAGUCAUCGUAGAGAAAAAUAAGGGCACAUUUAUAAAUACUCCAGUUGAUGUCAGAAAUGUGAGAUGGAACGAGGAGAGUAGCUACAUAGACCUCAAGGAUAGUGUAGAUGUCAUCAUCUGUGCAGACUGUUUAUUCUUUGACCAGUAUAGGUCCGAUUUGGUAGACACGAUUCAUUGUCUCCUGUCUUCUGAUGGCACAGCCAUAAUAUUUGCUCCAUGUAGGAACCGUACACUGGAGAAGUUUUGUCAGCAGGCAAAGUCUAGAUUUGAUGUCACCAUAGAAGAUAAUUAUGAUCCUACAGUUUGGAGUGUAUUUCAACAGGCCAAAGCCAAAGGAAAAGAGGUCUUUGAUGAGGAUAUCCACUACCCCCUGAAGAUAACACUUACCAAGAGAGGGCACCCUAAGAUCAGCCAUCAUACCAGUAACAGAGUUCACUUGGAUGUUAACCACAGUACUGAAAUAAAUGGUCACACAGAAGUCAAGCAAUGGGACUGUACUAAAGGUCACUCCGAAAUCAAGCACCUCAAUGGAGGUGUACAAGGUAACAGGGUAGGUUGAAAGUUUUAAUGUAGCUGACCAUCCAGAGAUCAACAAUCAGCAAAAAGGUUACGUCAAGGUAAUAAUCUACCGGAGGUCGAAGCUCGCUCAAUGCUGCAGGUCUCACAGAGGUCAUUCAACUGGACUGCAUGCAGUGAAUACCUUGAAGUCUGGCAUAUAAUGCUCGAGUCAAGGUCUGAAUAGAGAAGAAUGUAACUCACAGUCAUUAUAUUAAUGAGCUAUAAAACGUUAUACAAUGUUCUUACUAGUGUCAUAGUAAUUUUUGUGAGAAAUGAUGGCCUCCCUAUAGUCAUCCAUCAGUAAAGACAUGAAAACAUCCUUCGCAAGAAAUCAUUUGAAUGGUAGGAUUAUGAAUGCAUUGCUGAAUUUCCAUAACCACACUCCAUACUGCACUACUCCUUGAGGGGAAUAUAGUGGGGCUACUAUUGUCAUUUCAUUGGAUGCUUUUCAAUUUUUAGGCUCUUUAUUUUGAGGGCUAUAAAAACUGCAUCCGGCUUGAACCAUCUUUUGGCCACUGAAAAAAAAUGCACCGGAAAUGCUUAGUGGCCAAACAUUCAAUUUCAGUACAGGUCAGUGUCAGGUUUAUUGUUGUUCCUUACCCUUUGCUCGGCUAAUGUCUACAAGUAAAACUUAGGCUUAAUUACCUCCCACUCAUUAGAUGUAUUGUCUUUCCAAUACCAUCUCUGUACUACAGAGUUGCUGCUACAAACUAAUAAGAUUAUAUAAAAUCGCUGUGAUGGCCUACACCUUUGACUCAGUAGAAUCUACCCAUCUUUAUUUUGGAAUGUGAUGUUUGCUUUUGUUGAGUUGGUUUUGAGGCAAGAGUCCGAGGUAAGCAGCAUUCUUUCACUUCCAGAACUUGAUGUCGAUCAUGGGUAUUUACACAUAAGUAGGUGUUGUCGUAUGCCCAGCCACAGGUACAGCUUCACUGCCCUAUUUUAUUACAAUUAUAGUGAUUUUUAUUUUGAAAACAUUCCAUACUGCUUGAUAUUGUCAUUACACUCAUGCCAUAAAUAAACCUGCACAUGGCAGGUACUACAUUCUCUUCUAUGUGUAGUGUCUGAGAGAAAGAGAUCCUGUUGUGACAGAGACCUCUCCAAACUCACAUGAAUCAAUGCCUCAUGUGUUUAAAUGAAUUAAUAAACAUUUAAUUGUUUCAUAAAAUUCCUUUUGGAGCGUACUUUUUAAUAACAAUACCUGUAAUGAUGAUUUAGGCAUAUUUUUAACUAUAAAAAUCCAGCUACAUACGAUAAUAUUGAUUGAUCUCUACUUGCAUUAGUAAAUGGUGCCUCAAAUGGUUGCUUGUCCUGAAACCCGGCACUGUUUUGUUGUAAAUUCAGUGAAACGAAAUGUUAUUGUGAUUAAUCACCUUAGUCUAAUAAAAAAAGUCUGCAAUCAAUUUUGAGCACCAGCAGUCAUCAUUAGCAUGUCAACCAUGACACAUUUCAAAAUAGCUUGAACAUGAUACACUGAAGGUUUGUCUCUGUCUCCUCCUUGGUCACGAUCCUGUGGGAAAAAAAGAGAUUCUCUACCUAAUCUUGGUUUAA
Lytechinus variegatus (green sea urchin) is the source of this 2731-nucleotide messenger RNA. It is a transcript of the gene camkmt, whose product is annotated as calmodulin-lysine N-methyltransferase-like. The record is from RefSeq and is a predicted model, not a curated record. NCBI's taxonomy places the organism in Eukaryota, Metazoa, Echinodermata, Echinoidea, Temnopleuroida, Toxopneustidae. Bases 117 to 1184 code for a protein of 355 amino acids. The transcript has 11 exons. Gene Ontology annotation, molecular function: calmodulin-lysine N-methyltransferase activity. Gene Ontology annotation, cellular component: cytoplasm.